AUGCCUCUCGACUCGGCUGUUCCUCCACAAUUUCUUCACACUUCUCGCCAUCGAUCAUUUGAUCGCUUGCAUUCUCUUUACCCUUUUUGCUGGGCGGUGCCGUGGCGAAUGGGUUCGAAUCGACCGGAAGAUAUCGAGGAGAUCGCUAAAUAUUUAUCUUCGAACCCUUAUUUCUUUUUUCUUUCUUUAUUGUCUUUUUAUUCAUUGAAGCCUAAUUCUCUCGUUCUCUUAAAUUACUUUUCUUUGUUUGUAAUCUCCUUUACUCUGUCUAGCUUUUUUAUUCUUUUAUCCUAUCACAUAUUUUUCCCUAUCUUUCUCUCUAAGCCAUUUCAUUUUAUUAAUUUCUUUAUACUAUCAAUGUUAGUUUUUUUUUCAUUCGUUCUUUUCGCUUUUCAUUUCCAGUUUUUUUUCUUUGUUUUCUUCCUACUUUCUUUGGUUCAUUUGAGCAUUUCUAUGUUUUUCCUUCAUUUUUUUUUAAUUUUCUGUUUCUACCCUACAUUAUUUCCUUCAGUUAUUUAUUCUGUCCGUAUUUUUUUUUCUUUUAUUCGUAUUGUAUGA
This is a messenger RNA of Acanthosepion pharaonis, 558 nucleotides long. Lineage: Eukaryota; Metazoa; Mollusca; Cephalopoda; Sepiida; Sepiidae. The record is from the annotation of a GenBank genome assembly.